Messenger RNA from Hydra vulgaris (swiftwater hydra), 1449 nucleotides. The record is from RefSeq and is a predicted model, not a curated record. Lineage: Eukaryota; Metazoa; Cnidaria; Hydrozoa; Anthoathecata; Hydridae.
CGCCUUUUCGCAGGCAAAAAGCGAGCUGCUUAACGCUUCUUAACAAGGCCUGCAGCUUUGGCGUAAUUGUUUAAAAAGAAACAUAAUGUCUAUAUGGUUGAAAACUGCAAUAAGUCUUUGAAAUAUGAUUUAAAAAACAAAGCUUUUAGUAAAAAAUUUUUUUUAGAUAAUCCUAACCUAAGUGAAAAAGAUAUAAAACUUGCAUUUAUACACAAGCUCGGUACUUUUGCUGCAGCUUGUAUGAAUUCAAGAUAUAAUGGUACAAUCUUCUUUGGCAUUUCUGACUGCAAAGAUGGAAAAUCUGAUCAUGGAGAAAUAAAAGGUAUAAUCACUUCUUUGGUUAGCAAUUACAAGAAUCAAGAAUGGGUAGAAAAACAUUUUAGAAAGACCCCAUUUAAAAGUCUUCAAGAAUGUUCUCGAGAAGAACAAAGUGUUUUUUCAAGAUGUAUGAGCUCUAUUCGAUUUAUUCCAAUAAUAGAUUCAGAUCGUGUUGUUAUUGAGAUUGACAUAGAACCAAAUUUUUUUAUUUGCAAGUUUCUUAAGUUUAAACUUAAUUCUAGUAAGUAUGAAAAUGGAGUAUAUUUCUUACGGGAAGAUUCUUUAAAUGUUCCUCUUAAUCCGAAAAGCAAAGAAGAAGAAAAUUUUAUUAGCACUAAGUGCAAAUUUUUAGCUGAAGAGAGAAGAUACAUUCAGUCUUAUAAAAACAUUACCCCAAUAAAUAAACAGCAAAAGCUGAAGAAUUUAUUAUGCAAAGAAGAGAACAAAUUCUCAGAUGAUAAGUACAAGUACUUUCUUAUUAUAAAUAGUUAUUGUACUGAUGAAUGCUGCAAAAUGUCAGAUUUUUCAGAUUUUGAAUGGGUGAAGCAAAUUAAUUGGAAAGCAAUUUUUGAUUUUAAUCCGGAUUCAGCUAGUAAUGGUAUACUUUCUACUGCACUACAAAAUGCAGAUAGCGUAAUAAUACCGCCAGAUAGCAUUACAGUUAAUGAUUUUAAAGAAAAACUUCAAAAUGAAUCAACUAUAAACAUGUUUUUAAAAUUUGUCAAUACAGAAAAAAAGCAUUGCAUAUAACAUGUGUUGAAAGUUUGGAGUCUGACCAGGAAUACUUUUAUUUAUGGAGACAAAAUUAUCUUUCCAAGAUUAUUAGACUGUUUAAUAUGCUUACUGGUCCGAAGUGCAUAGAUUCUCCUUCAGAUAUGAUACUUGUCAUUUGUCCAUGCUCAAGUUUAAAUCGAAAGGAAUUAAAAUAUUUUUUGAAGAAUAUAUGCAUUAAAUUUGAUGUUCUUAAUGAAUUUGUGUUUCUUGCACAAUCUUAUAAACAUUUAAAGUUUGUAAAAAAUGCCAUUUUACAAGAAUAUGAUUCAAGUAUGUGUAAAUUUUUAGAAGAACAAUCUGUGAUUUUAAAAUGGUCAGAUAUUUCAGCUUUUGUUCAGCAAUACAAGAGUGUUCCAA